AUGAAAGUAGGAGUCAUGCAACGGGUAAAAGAGCCGAAUGAACAACUGCUAUUAAUAUUACUUAAUAUUAUACAUAAUAUCAGCCGACAUGAUGAUGGUGUAGAUGCAUUAAAUUCUUUUAAUGCUAUCAAUGUAAUUAAAGAAUACCAAAGUUAUAAUAAAGACGACUUUCUUUGUUCCAUGAUAUUAGCAUUGUUAUCAACACCAGAAGAAAUAAAAAAUGACCGUAAACGAAUGAAUAAUGUGCUUGAUCAAUUAUUAGAAAUUGUAUACGAUGCAUCAUUAUCAAGCGAUUACUAA
This is a messenger RNA of Didymodactylos carnosus, 300 nucleotides long. NCBI's taxonomy places the organism in Eukaryota, Metazoa, Rotifera, Eurotatoria, Philodinida, Philodinidae. The record is from the annotation of a GenBank genome assembly.